AUGUUGGGAUUUGUAGACUUGAAGGCUGUGGGCCUAAAAGUGAACUUCGAUAAGUGUGUCUUCCUUCAGCCCUAUCUCCAGUUUUUGGGCCAGGUUGUUGGGCGAGAUAGAAUUCGUUCUGACAACAGAAAAGUGGAAAAGGUUCGAAAUUUCCCCGCCCCUACGAAUUUACAACAACUUUGUGGGUUUAUCGGUUUGGCUUUGUACUACCAAAAGUUUAUUGCCAACUUCGCUUCAAUUGCCUGUCCCUUGCACCACCUAUUAAAAAAGGAUGUGAAAUAUAAGUGGAAACAAGAGCAAGAGGAUGCUUUCAAACAAUUAAAAAGUCAUUUUACGGAAGCAUCUAUACUUCGCUAUCCUGAUUUCGAUAAAACUUUUAUCAUUCAUACUGAUGCCUCAGGAAUUGGAUUGGGUGCCAUGUUGGCUCAGAAGGAUGACCAUGGGAAAGAAUAUGUAGUGGCUUACAUGAGCCGCUCCCUGACCAAACCUGAGAAAAAUUAUAGCACCACGGAAUUGGAGUGCCUCGCUGUUCUAUGGGCGGUUGAAUAUUUUUGUCAUUAUUUCGGCCUGGACCCUUUUUUUGGUUGUUGCCGACUAUGCAGCGCUGAAAUGGCUACAAACUUCGGUGUUAACUGGUCGCUGAGCUCAUUGGAUUCUCCGGUUGCAGCCAUACAAUUUUAA
This is a messenger RNA of Dentiscutata erythropus, 681 nucleotides long. NCBI's taxonomy places the organism in Eukaryota, Fungi, Glomeromycota, Glomeromycetes, Diversisporales, Gigasporaceae. The record is from the annotation of a GenBank genome assembly.